Sodiomyces alkalinus F11 is the source of this 1881-nucleotide messenger RNA. RefSeq names its product MFS general substrate transporter. Bases 300 to 1799 code for a protein of 499 amino acids. Gene Ontology annotation, molecular function: transmembrane transporter activity. The record is from RefSeq and is a predicted model, not a curated record. NCBI's taxonomy places the organism in Eukaryota, Fungi, Ascomycota, Sordariomycetes, Glomerellales, Plectosphaerellaceae. The transcript has a single exon. Gene Ontology annotation, biological process: transmembrane transport. Gene Ontology annotation, cellular component: fungal-type vacuole membrane.
GUCUCUCCAAGAGUCCGAGCAGCUCUACUAAACACGCUUCCUCUGUCAGACAUCUUCCUUUCAUCAUUACAUGCUCACCCCUUAUACCUCCCUCCUCCUCGCAUGAACUACGUGCUCUCUCCGGGCCGACCCGACUCGAGUCCUCGACCGGCUUCCCGUCACCCGUGUUCCCUUCUUUGCAUUCCACAAGGUUUUACCAACCGUCGCCCUAGGUAACCUGUGCUGGUCAACUUACAUAUACGACGUCGACCAUGACGGCACACUACCGAAAGUCGGCCACGGCAGCACCGAGCUUCACCAUGAGGUUCCUCUCCAGCAUCGGCGCCGACGUCCUCUGGCGGUCAAGCCGGGACCUCAAACUCCUGAUCCUCCUCCGUUUCAUCAGACUCCUCGGCUACGGCGGCACCACUUUCGUCCUCGCAUUGUACCUCAGCGCCCUCGGCUUCCACGACACCCAAAUCGGCCUCUUCAUGACCAUGACCCUGGUGGGCGACUUCGCCAUCAGUUUCGUCCUCAUCUACGUCGGCGACCGGAUGGGCGUCCGGUUCACCGCCAUCAUCGGCGCGCUGUUGAUGUGCGUCGGCGGCCUUGCCUUUGCCUGGCUCGAUAACUUCUGGCUGCUCCUCCUCGCCAGCGUCGUCGGCGUCAUCAACCCCAGCGCCAACGAGAUUGACCCGUUCAAGGCCAUCGAGGAGUCGGCCAUCGCGCGGCUCAGCUCCGCGGAGACGUGCAACGAGCUGUUUGCCUGGUGGUCCAUGCUGGGCAUGCUGGGCACGGCGGCGAGCAACCUGGCUACGGGGUGGGUUAUUCAUGCGUCUGAGGAAGCCGGGCUGGAGCAGGUCGACUGCCAUCGCAUCAUCUUCCUUGCAUAUGCCGGUAUGGGGCUGCUCAAGUUGGUUUGUUCUUUGUUUCUCAGUCGGCAGGUGGAGAGGGGGACUACUGCUGGUGAACGUGAACGUGAACGUGAACGUGGACGCCGCGACUCGCAAUGUCAGUCACCCCGCCUCCCAGCCUACGAUCAGCGCCAUGACGACGAGGAGAGUGACUUGGAAUCGGAGAGGGGUGAAGGUGAUGAUGCACCGCUUCUGGGCGAGACCACACCGGGCAACGGUUACGGAGCAGUGGCCGCCGCAACAUCUGCAGAGGCCGGUGAAGUGCAAUCGGCAAGCCAUGUCUUGAAGGAGACGGCCAAGGUCUCCAAACGCGUCUUCUCCCCCUCAUCCUUCAGCUUCAUGUGGAAGCUCUCCCUCGCCAUGGGCUUCGACUUUAUUGGAUCGGGCCUGGCCCAGAUAUCGUGGAUGACGUACUUCUUCAAGCGAGAAUACGACGUCCCCGAGGGGGCCCUGGGGUCGGCCACCUUUACGGCGGGCAUCAUAUCGGCCGUGCUGAACCUCGCGUCGUCCCCCUUGUCUCGCGCCAUCGGCCAGGUGCAGACAAUGGUCCUCUGCCACACCAUCAACUCCAUCUCGCUGCUCAUCGUUUCGGUUCCGGGCAACAAGUACGUGGCCCUCGCCAUCUUCAUCUUCCGGAUCGUCACGCGGGAGUUGGACAGCGCCCCGCGCCAGGCUUUUAUUUCUGCCGGUGUGUCGGACGAGGAACGCACCUCGGCCAUGGGCGUCGUCAACCUGGUGAAGACCAUUGGCUCCUGUCUGGGCUUGUACAUGACCGGUCUGUUUGCUGGUCUCGAUCAGUUCUGGCUUGCAUUUAUUGUGGCUGGCUCCUUGAAGCUGGUCUACAAUGUCUUGAUCUCUGUCUUUUUCUGGAGGAGGAACAGCGGUUUGCGGGAGCAGGGUGCAUAGAGACUUGGCUCGCAUGCAUGGUGACAGUGGCAAAAGAAAAGGCGAAAGAAAAGCCAUCAGGAGGCAGAUGCGCAGAGGAAUG